AUGGGUUAUGAAUAAGAUAAUGAAAGUUUUAUUCCAAAAAGAAUGGCAGUAGCAAUAGCAAUAUUAAUAUUAUAUUUAUUGCAUUAUGGAACAUUAUUUUUUGGUUCAUGUUUGAAUUAGAAAUAAUAAGGUGAAUAUACAAGAAGAAGAGUAUUUUUAUAUGGAUCAGCAGGUAUAAUUAAAAAUGCAUAAAAGGAUUAUUAAGUUUGAGUUUAAUAUAGAGCAGUACCUUUUCAGCAGUAUUGGCAUGGCUAACUUUGAUACCAUUAUCAUUAUUACAUUUUUGUAAUUAUAACAAUUUCAAGACAUUGUAUCAGAAAUAAGAUAUAUUGUGGUUAACAUAUUAUGCAUUUCAAACUAUUUGGUAUAUGGGAAUCAUAAUCGAUUUUUACUAAUGA
Paramecium sonneborni is the source of this 398-nucleotide messenger RNA. The record is from the annotation of a GenBank genome assembly. NCBI's taxonomy places the organism in Eukaryota, Ciliophora, Oligohymenophorea, Peniculida, Parameciidae.